AUGGUAGAAAAAUGUUUGUUUUGCCAAAUCGUUAACCACGAAAAAGCCGCUUUUAUUAUUGCCGAAAAUGAAAAGGCUCUAGCCAUUUUGGAUGCUUUUCCGGUCAGCGACGGCCAUACUUUAAUUAUCACGAAGGAACAUUUUCCGAACCUUGCUACUGUGGACGCCAAAAGUUGGGAAUAUUUAUUGCCUUUAAUACAAGAAAUUAUUAACAAUUUAAGUAAUGCCAAAUUAUCAAUUCCCCCCCAAGGGUUCAAUAUUAUUAGUAAUAUGAAUGAAAUCGCUUACCAGAGUAUUCCUCAUCUCCAUCUCCACAUUAUUCCUAAAUACGAAAAAGACCAAGGAUUUAUCUGGAACAGUCAAUCGCAAUUAAAAUACUCCUUGUUGGAAAUGGCACAAAACGGAGGAGAAGAUGUCAACUGUCAUUUGCUACCCAAGCCUACUCCGCCAGAUCAAAGCCUAACCGAAGAAGAUAAAAAGAAGAUUGCUUUUUAUGAUGAUCUCGAAAAAUUUUUUAAAGGCAGUAUUCCUUCCGACUUAAAAUCCCA
Molecule: messenger RNA, 548 nt
Organism: Racocetra fulgida
Lineage: Eukaryota; Fungi; Glomeromycota; Glomeromycetes; Diversisporales; Gigasporaceae
Source: the annotation of a GenBank genome assembly